Molecule: messenger RNA, 4210 nt
Organism: Ictalurus punctatus (channel catfish)
Lineage: Eukaryota; Metazoa; Chordata; Actinopteri; Siluriformes; Ictaluridae
Product: fidgetin
Exons: 2
Coding region: 225-1427 (400 amino acids)
Source: RefSeq, a predicted model, not a curated record
UUUCCUUUUCAGCAGCUGCUCGGAGGAGCCGGAAUUCCAACAUGGCAGUAUCGGUGGUGGUCAGUCUCACCCGCAAUAACUUGGAGCGGCUCCAAAACACCAGCGACUGAGACCGGGACUGGACGGAGCGGAAGUCUCGCGCGCUUCCCGUAACGAGCACAGCCGGUCGCCAAAAAAAAAGCGCGUGACGGCUCCGCUGUCUCCUCGCAUGAACAGGCGUGACAAUGCAGUGGGCCCCUGAGCAGCCGCAGUGGGCAGAGCAGCACUAUGACAUCACUUCCACUACACGCUCACCAGCACACAAGUUUGACCCUUUCCGCAGUCAAAGGUUAACCAGUUCAUCUUCAGGCGGCGCAUACCAUCAUUCCUGGGCUAACGAUGACAUCUCAGCACUGACUGCCUCCAACCUGCUAAAAAGAUAUGCAGAACGUUACUCCACCAUUUUGGACCUCCCCUGCGAUAAUGGACUCAUCGGAUACCCGGACCCUACCAUUUCCACCAGUGUAAAUGGACAUAGCGUUGUUAACAGAGCUCCGCCCUUGCUUACUGGGCGAAAACUGGAGGCAGAGCCUUGGCUUGAGAGUGUAUACCCUCCACUGGGCUGCGUCCCAGAACUGGUCCCCAAAGCACCAUUGAGUGUCUCAGAAAUGCCUGCGAGUGUGGGUAGCUCCCCUGGUGUUGGAGCUGGUAGCUUGCCAGAAGCCAGUUUCUCCAGCAGUACCUGUGGUAGCCAAACGAGUGCCCAGGAGUACAGCAGCACCCUAUAUAGUGCCCCUUACUUGCACUCUGUGGGCUCAUAUAAUGGACCACUUCUCCACCCAGUUGCCUCACAUCCCAACUUGGUGCCAACGUAUGGUGCUAAUGCCUCACCCAGCCUUCCCACCUAUGGCUACCCAAGCACAGGAUACCCCUAUAGUCCUCCAUCCCCUUCUGCUGCCUGCCUUUCUACCAGCAUUGCACCAGCUACACCUCUACCAGCAUCCAGCAUGAGUGGCUACUCUUACCCUACUCCCAGUCUGGCACCUUUGCCUGCUAGUGUUGCAGAUAAUGGUUCCCCAAGUUCGGACAGCCUCGGCAAGUCUUACUAUUCAGCUGGACCGAGUGACAUAAGGGCAUUUGAGGAAUUUGGUUUCGGUGGCACUUCUAAUUCAGACAGUCAGUCAGCAAGCAGUCCACUCUACAGGCCACCGGGGGGAAAUGAGGGGCAUAAGGGAAACGGAUACGAGCAGUCGAGCGAUGCCACAUCACUGCUCUUUAAACCUUCCAAUCCCAGUGACUCUCUGCGUAGCCUGGAGUCUCUCGCUCAAGGUAGUGCUGCAUCUGGACAGUGCUUUGCAGCAACUUCCUGCUCAGCCACCUCGUCGAAUCUUUACUCGUCUGCCUCGUCGCACACACAUCUCUGCCUCGACACACACACACCUUGCUGAAUCCUCACCCUCUGAAGGAGCCGUCGAAGGAUUUUGUGUUAGUGUUUCGGCUCUGAGGAUGUGCACCGGCACCCCCUGGUGCUCUGGAGGGUGGUAUUGCUUGAGCACAGCUGUAGGAGGUUGUUCAAUCCUUGGAUGUGUACUCCUUACACACACUUACACAUGUUGGCUUGUGGUUUGUGCUUGGGAUGGGCUGUCCAGAGAGACUGCACAGAGUAAGAAGUAGAACUCAUGGAGCUGUGGCCAGACAGAGCAUGUUCUGGUUGGAGGUGCUGAAUAAAGGGACCUCCAUAGGAACCAUAGGGAUCUUUGGUGACAGCAAAAGCCGUACCUUGAGAAACUCUGAGCUCCUCAUGAGGACAAAGAGAUGAAUGGACAAACAGAAUGGUGUUGAAUAGAGGGAUGCAAAGUUAAGACACUGAGGAAUGAGGUUUAAGAAUGUACUGUAUGUGAAUGAUGAAUAUGCAGUAUACUGUAGUGGCUAUGGAAGCUCAGAGGCAUGAUUACCCAUCAUGUUUUCCUUUCAUUACUCCAUGUAUUCCUUUCAUUAAAGGAACAGGAACAAUUUCCCACUUACCCCAAAUGUAGUUCACUAGAUCUACGAGGCUACCAUACCAAACUAGAACCUUCAUAUGACAUUGCUAAGUUCUUUAGUCUCGCACUGCACUGAUUAUUAUUAUUAUUAAAGCUCAUAACUGAAAAUUAUUGGAAAUUGAAGCUUAUAAUUGGAGUUGGAAAAAACAAAGAAAACACCAAAUUUGUCACGGUGUCCUUUAACCAUUACCCUGUGUAUACACCAGCAAGUGACAAAAGGUGCAGGUAACAAUUAAUUUUCUAUGUACGUGUGCAAUACAGAGCGACACAUCCAAAUUACACACAGCGAUUUGUUGCUCACUAGUGUGAACACGGGCUUACUGGUUCAAAUCCAUGUGAACCUUUGGUAGGUGGCUCCAGCCAAACUGUCUUUCAGCUACACAUUGUAUACCUUUGUAUAGAGUACUACAGAGAAUGGGUAGAAGAACCAAAACACUGGCUUUCACCUACAUUGCCUUUAUUCAUUCACACCAGUGGACUGUCACCCAUGUUUUUCACACUCUAUGUCCAAGAAUUUAUUAUCACGCUACUGGUUUUAUAAUAUUUUCAAGAUAAGCAGCAUACAUAAGUACUAUUGAUGCACCUCACCUUUUGGCAACUGAACAUCAAAUUGCCCCAUUUAACUUUUGAACUAGCUCUGGUUUUCAUGAUUGAUGCAAAUACAUUCUCUUGCACUAAAGCAACAAUCUUCCCUUAGGGUGGUGAGUAGUACAGUACUAGAUCAGGUUUGCUUGUGGUCUUGAAUGGAAAUGUCAUGUAAUGAGACAGAUGCAAAUGCAGUUAAGGCAGCUUUAAUGAGAAUAACAAUCCAAAAUGUAGAGCAAAUAUCAAAAACGUUAUUCAGGCCAGGGUCAGGCAAUCAAACAAACAGACUGGAAUAGGAUAGGCAGAAAAUCAGGGUCGAGGACAACACAGAAUUAAAACCAGAGAAUCAAAGACAAUCAACAGCUUGGUAUAGCCAGAAACAACCACAACUGCACAUAUACUUCAUGUUGAACAAAGCUACAUGAGGGGUUUAAAUAAUACAUGUAAAUAAGGGGAUAACACAAAACAGCUGAUUACAAUGAUGGCACGUAAGGGAAGCAACCAAUGACAAUACAGGGGCGGAGACCGGACAGAAACCAUAACAAAACAUCACAGGAGAACGUAAACAAAGUCAAUGUCAAUAAAAACCCCGAAUGCGUCUCCCUCAGGGCGAGGGAAAUAACGUGACAGGAAAGAUACCAAAUUGUGCUAAAGAAAAAAACUAUCUGGUUUGUUCACGAUUCUAUUGACUGCAGCUAGAAGGUUCUAGUUUUCAUUAUUUUUAUAGAUUACAAUAGAGAUUUUGGGUAACAUAGACUUCCACAUCUAAGCAACAGUAUCCUCAUAGCUCCAGUGCAAAACUAAAGAAGAAAAAACAUCAGAUGCUAAAUGUCUUGAGUGACUGUUUACAUUUGAAGUAAGUGGAAAAUUGUUUACAUUUGAUUUCCCACCAAACCAUCUGUUUAACACACUAGUUUUAACUGAGAUACUCAGAACCAAACUAUUUCCGGCAGCGUUAGUGGACCCAAAAUGUGUACAGUGCCUCAGAUUGUUGUAAUAAGGGUUUAUCUGUGGAUUAUGAGUUAAUGAUGAGAUUAUGAGUUAAAUCCAUGUUAUUCCAGUUGUGUUCAACAGUGCACAGUCUCCCAGAUGGUAAGUUGAUCUAAAAGCAUUCAUGAUCAUAUAGAGUACUCGGGCUACAGUGUGUGUGUGUGUGUGUGUGUGUGUGUGUGUGUGUGUGUGUGUGUGUGUGUUAUGUGUUUCAUUAAAUCAGACUCACUCUUGCCACAAGAGACAAGGGAUCCUCUAGUCAUUCAAAUAGCUACAAUACUCCACAGGUUUGUGUAUGUGUGUGUUUGAGAGAAAGAGAGUGUGUAUGUGUGUGUGCAAUUGAGCGAGAGAGAACCUCAGGAAAGAAUUUGUAAAUUUGUACAGUUCCUCAGAUUGUUGUGUUGAGGGUUUGUGUGCUCGUGUUUUGUUAAGGCUUUGUGUAUAUCUACAAAUAGUGCCACGUUUAUGUAUCUCCAAGCAAGUAGUGCAAAUGGAGCUGUUUCGCUGAAUGUACAAAGACAUUAUACCAAGUUGCUACAAAAACUUAUCGUGUUUGUUUCUUUAUUUAUCUCACUUGUGUUUAAUAUAUUUACUAAGCAGACUGCAUAGAUCUG